CUCUUGUCCAUCCAUUCAGUUUGGGUGGUUCUGAGAUUUUCCUUCACUCUGGUCAUUGGAAACCCACAGAAAAGAGAAAAAGAGAGAGAGAGAGAGAGAGAGAGAGAGAGAGAGAUAAUAAUGGAAGCUAAAGCAUUUUGUAGCAGUAGAGUAGGAGUUCCUUUCCUUUGUUCUCCUCCUGAGAGACCUAAAUCAAGAACAAUUCAAUCUAUGGCUGCCCAGAAACCCAUUCCAUCAGCUAACAAAACUGUUUCCUCCAGGAAGAAUUCAACUGUCUUCCCACUGGGUGAACAACCAAGGAGCAGCCCCUUGGCAAGUUCACCACCAGUAAAGUUACUAACAAGGGUGGAGCAACUGAAACUGUUAACAAAAGCAGAGAAAGCCGGACUUUUAUCGGCGGCAGAGAAGUCCGGGCUGUCCCUGUCAACAAUUGAGAAACUGGGUUUGCUGUCAAAGGCAGAAGAGUUUGGUGUUCUAUCAGCAGCUACAGAUCCAGGGACACCAGGAGCCUUGUUGAGUCUUAGCUUAGGAUUGCUUCUUUUGGGUCCUUCUGUUGUUUACCUUGUGCCUGAAGAUUACCCUUGGCAGGUUGCUCUUCAAGCUUUUGUUGCUUUGGUCUCUGUGCUUGGUGGUUCUGCAGCUUUUGCUGCUUCAAAUCUUGUAUCAAACUUGCAGAAAUUAAAAUAAAAAAUUUGGAUGA
This is a messenger RNA of Ziziphus jujuba (common jujube), 700 nucleotides long. RefSeq lists its product as uncharacterized. Bases 121 to 687 code for a protein of 188 amino acids. The transcript has 2 exons. Lineage: Eukaryota; Viridiplantae; Streptophyta; Magnoliopsida; Rosales; Rhamnaceae. The record is from RefSeq and is a predicted model, not a curated record.